AUGGGACGCGUCACCCUGCCAGUUGCAUACCCGGCCUCUGCAGAUGGCGUCAAGCACUUUAGCUCCCGACUUCCAUCGCCACUGAUUUCGUGUCACGCCCGGCCUUUGUUUACGGUUGCAGGUCAACCAGACAGAGACGCGUCUCACCGAGGCCGGAGUCGAUGCCUUGCCGCGCAACGGCCUGUGCAGCUCUUCGCGAGCCGACCACCGCUGCCCUCACCUUUUCUUCGACUCCCUCAGGUUCCCCAAUACAUUCGCGCCUUCUCUUCUCUCGUGAUAUCGCGAAGCAACAAGCGAGCAGGGGAUUCAACUGGCCGGAGGUCUAGACGGGGGGGUGGCAGACAACGAUUUCCGCAGAGCCCAGCAGCAGGCGGGGACGGAGAAGCGGAAUCGGAGUGCGACGAGGACGGACUUCCUGGGGUUGUCAGGAGAUCUCUCCAGAACUCUCUUGCGCCUCACGCCGUUCCGGUUUCUUUCUGGCAAGCGCAAGCCGAGCAGGCGCUGCGGCUCCUGCCCUCGCUCCUCCCAUUCCACUUGGCGACCUUGCUUCUGGCGCACGCUCGAGCCGGCGUUCGCCACCCACCCCUGGCAGCCGCGAUUGUGAACCAGUUUGCAGACCUGACCAUGCGACAGCGGUACCACCCCCUCCUGCUUUCUCCUCGCCCAUCCGCCAUGGCCUCUCAGGCCUCGGUGGAAGGGGGCGUCAACCUGAAGAAGCGUUCCACGUGCAGCAAACCUUCGCCUGCUGAGUCGGAGAAGGAGUUGCAACGGGUGGACUUUGCAGCCUUCUCGACUGUGCUCUUGUCGCUUGAACGGCUGCAUCUGCUUCAUCACCCGCUGGUCUUCGAACCUGCGGAGCGACUUCAGCGCGUCCUUCUGCACCGCCUGCAGGGGCACUGCGACGCGUUCACGUUUCGGCAGCUGAAGCGACUCAUGCUGCUCCUGGCGAAACUCGCUGCGUUGGCUAGCACGAGAAGUUCGCGUCGGGGCGUACAGGACGCGAGUGGGGAAGCAUCUGACGCAGGAGGGGGGGACAGACGCAGACCGCUAGAGGACCAGGGUUUUCUGGUGGAGGUGAUGGUCGCCGCGGCGGAGAAAGCGGUGGACGCGGAUCGGCCGCAAAAUGACGCCGGGGCGAAGAAACGAACGACGCUUGAUGAUCGAGAAAUGUUUUCGGUGGUUUGGUGUAUUGGCAGAUUUGACCAGAUGAUUUUCUCCAAGGUUCUCCGAAAUCGCAGAACCGCACUCGCUGCUGGAACGCUCCCUGAAGGCGGGAGGAUGCCAGAGAACGGCUUGAUGGAGGAUUCGCAGUGCCAGGCGUGUCGACGCACGAGUAAACAUAGUCUCGGGGCAACGAAUGGGUCGCCACCUGACGGCGAGCCCGACUGCAGGGACGAACAGGAGGGUGACGACGAUGGAUUCAGCUGCAAGUGGGGACCCGGAGGCAGUGCAUAUGAGCACUCCGAGAAAGAACUGACAGCAGACAUGGCCAACAUGUACGCGCAAGCUCGCGAGAAGCUCCUGGAGCGUGCUAUACAAGGCAUCCGAGCGAUUAUCCUUUCAAGACUCCGAUGUGCGCCGCUGGACGCUGCAAUGGCAUUGGAUGCGUUUCUCGUCUUCAAAGACCCAUAUAUGAGCGCCAAGGCGGAGCACUAUUUGUCGUUUCUUCUUCGCACCGCCUCCUUGGAGGAGCUCAUCACACUUGCCGACGGUUUCAAGCACUUACGUAUCGCUCAGCGGCGGGUCUGGGAUAUUUGGUGUUUGCAUGCUGAGCGUGGCGUCACGUCCUACGUAGUCGCGUAUGAGCAAUGGGAAGGCAGUGGGGAGCUUCCGCGCCGAUGCCCUUCAGCAGACACACUGAACGCGGUGCGCUCGUGGUUCACGGCACUGCGCCACCCUUGCUCGCAGGUGGACACGUUGCAAGAGAAGCACGCACAGAGAACGGAACCCACAACUGGGGAUGUGGGUACGAAGGACGCUUGA
This is a messenger RNA of Besnoitia besnoiti, 1983 nucleotides long. RefSeq lists its product as uncharacterized. The transcript has 3 exons. The record is from RefSeq and is a predicted model, not a curated record. Lineage: Eukaryota; Apicomplexa; Conoidasida; Eucoccidiorida; Sarcocystidae. The coding region runs from base 1 to 1983 and encodes 660 amino acids.